UAUCGAUUGUUUAGAUUUGUUUUAAAAUGUGAGAUGAACAGUUGUGAACCCCCUGACCUGGAUUCUCUGGACCGACCGGCUUGGUGGCCAGAUGAUUUAACCUUUUCCGAGGAUAUUUUACGGAAACAGAAAGAGCACCGACGGAUUUUAAGUUUGCGAUUGAAAAAUGCGAUUAGAAGAUGUUACAAACAUCAUAAAUGCGAGUUUUUAGUUGAAUUCUGUAGAAAACUAGUUGAAUAUACAGGAGGAGUAGAAAAUCUUGAGGUUGUGGAUAACAAGGAUGGAACAAGAUCUCUCCACAAAAAAAAGGAUAAAAAACUCUUGGUCACCUUCCGUAGUGAAAACCAGGAUUAUGAUAAACAUCAGAAUGUACGAAAACCAAAGCUCAAUACAUUUAGUGCCAAAUCUCCUCUCAAAACCUUGGACUCAAAGCGAUUGCUGUGGAAUAAGUCUGAUAAUACUAGUGACCCUGCUAUGUCCACCUAUGCUGAUAUUUACCUUUGUGAUACUUGUGAUAAGGAUUUCGAUUCUCUUCCAACCCUUAUAGCACAUGAGAAGGAUUGUGGUAGAGCUGAAGUAAUAAUUGAACCUAAACCUUUACAUGCAACUAAAUCAGAUCCUCUACUUACCUAUCUCAGGUUGAAGGCUCGAGGUUCUAAAGUUACUUCAUCUCGUAAACUCAGGGAUUCAGAGAGACCUAGAGCUUUAAGUUAUGAGAAGUUCAUGGAAAUCGAAGUUUCUUCCCCCCUCGGUAUAUAUAUAACAACCAGCUCCAGGCUACAUCUAGACCAACAGAAUCCCUCCGUCAGGGGAUAUAUGAGUGCCCAGGACUAUAUCCAGCAGCAAGAAACCAAAUGUCCAGGGACAAUCUCAGCCCUGAAGACCUCCAAUGCGUAUACAGAGAAUAGAAAUAAAUAUCCUAAUGUUUAUAAAACGAACAGGAAACGGAGUGCAGAGUAUGUUCAUCUUUACACAUUUUCAUCAUCUUAUCUAAGAAAACGAAGAUUAAUGGAUAUUAAUAAUGGACUCAAUCAAAAAGCGCUCAGACUUUGGAGGAAAUGUGAACAAAGAAAAUUAUUCCUAAGUUUGAAUGUUUUGCCUCGGAAGAUGGUUGAGGAGAAAAUGCAGAUUUACCACGAGGCAACUCAGGUGGAAGCUUCGAACAAGAAGAAGAGAGGAAGGAAGAAGAAGAACUUGGUGGAGGUUGACUUCUUCCCGUUCGAGGAUGCCAUUCAAUCCCAAAUAGAGCAGAAGGAAGCUGCUCCUGGUGAGGAACCUAAAUAUACAAGUGCUCAGCCCCUGACUCCUGUAUUUAUCCCUAUAGAUGAUAUUACACUCAGUGAUAGUGACAUAGAAGUUGAUUUUCAAUCAAAGUGUACCCCUAGUACAGAAUGUAGAGCUGGACCUGGAAAUCUGCAGAACAGUUCUAAGGUUCGGACAAUUCAAGUUGGAGUUUAUCAACCAAUAGACGAAAUACAUCAAACUGAAUACAAGCCCACUUUGGUACCCUUGCGUUCAGCCCCCUCCAACACUAUAGAAUAUGUUGAUCUGAUUUCAUCAGAUGAAGAUUAAUCUCACGAGUCCAGACAUUCAUCAUUCAAGCAUUCAAGACAGUCCUCAUGUCUUGAUAGACUUUAUGUGUUCCGAAUAAAAGUCGGACACAG
This is a messenger RNA of Eurytemora carolleeae, 1664 nucleotides long. RefSeq lists its product as uncharacterized. The transcript is spliced from 19 exons. Lineage: Eukaryota; Metazoa; Arthropoda; Copepoda; Calanoida; Temoridae. The record is from RefSeq and is a predicted model, not a curated record. The coding region runs from base 34 to 1572 and encodes 512 amino acids.